CUCAACACUGCCCCACGUGUAUUUUUUUAUCGCCUCCAAAAUUUGGAGUCCAAAUGGAAAUCGAGGAGGAAAAACCGCAGAUAAUUGCGGAAAACCCCAAUGAAAACGUGAUACGAGAACGCAACGCCGAAAUCGUAUCCGGCGGAAAUGUGUUCUAUAAUCCUGUGCAGGAAUUCAAUCGUGAUCUGAGUAUCGCGGUUCUAAAUGUUUAUCACAAGAGAUUAAUCAAGGAACGAGCCGAAAAGGCGUUAAAAAAGCAACGAAAAAAGGUGAAAGAGGAGAAUGUUGAGAAAGCCGCUCUUGUUCCCGAGGAUCUACCUGUUUAUGAGCCUGGAACUCGCUAUGAAGAUGGACUUCGGAUCCUAGAGGCCCUCGCAGCCACCGGCUUGCGAAGCAUUCGCUACGCACAGGAAAUCGCCGGAGUACGCCAAAUCGUGGCUAAUGACCUUUCCCGGCAAGCGGUGGCCUCCAUCAGCACAAAUAUCCGGCACAACAAGGUGGAGGAGCUGAUCGAGCCCAGUCACUCGGAUGCCAUGACCCUCAUGUAUCUUUCAACUCACCCCGAGAAGCGCUUCGAUGCUGUGGAUCUGGAUCCCUAUGGAUGUCCAAAUCGUUUCCUUGACGGUGCCAUGCAGUGCCUAGUAGAUGGUGGUUUGCUCCUGGUAACUGCUACCGAUAUGGCCGUACUGGCGGGCAAUGCUCCGGAAGCUUGCUAUGUCAAGUACGGAUCAGUGCCGCUGCGAAUGAAGUGCUGUCACGAAAUGGCAUUACGUAUCUUGCUUCACUGCAUCGAGAGUCAUGCAAAUAGGCAUGGGAAGUACAUCGAACCGCUUUUGAGUAUAUCAGCGGACUUCUACAUCCGGAUCUUUGUACGAGUGUAUAUCGGACAGGCCCAGUGCAAGCUGUCGAUGAGCAAACAGUCGUGGAUAUACCAGUGCACCGGCUGCGAGACCUUCACGUUGCAGCCCUUGGGCAUAACUAAGCCGAAUCCCACGGCUGGUAAUCCUCAACAGCUGAAAUUUGGAAUUCCCACUGGUCCGGCUGCCAACACGCAGUGCGAGCAUUGCGGUCACAGGCACCACCUGGGUGGACCCGUCUGGUCGGCUCCAAUUCAUAAUCCUGAGUUCGUACACGAUCUGUUAACAGCCGUGCAGGAAACAUCGUUACAAUCCCUGGGUACGCAGAGGAGGAUCGUAGGAGUGCUUUCUAUGGUCCAAGAGGAACUUCACGAUAUUCCCCUUUACUAUACUCCCGAUAAGCUGUGUUGUGUGCUUAAGCUGGAAAUUGUGCCUAUGCUGAAGUUCCGCUCUGCCAUUCUCCAUGCUGGCUAUCGAGUGUCCUACUCGCAUGCAUCGAAGAACUCUUUGAAGACCAAUGCUCCUCCAGCGGUGCUGUGGGAUAUUCUGCGCAGCUGGAGCAAACGACACCCGGUUAACCCUGAGAGGAAGAUUCCCGGCACUCCUCUCGAGGCUAUACUUUCGAAGGAAUGCACAACGGACUACGAGUUUGAUGAACUUCACCCGGAGGCGAACCCGAAGAGCCGUAAAUCGGCACUAUCACGGUUUCAAGAAAAUCCAACACCCCAUUGGGGACCAGGAACAAGAGCCACUAUCAUGAUUGGCGAAAAUAAACUGCCCAAGAGCUAUCGUAACCAGAACAAGAAGCAGCGUCACAAAGCUUCGCAACAACAGAUGGAGGAGGAUCAAAAGGAUGCUCCACAAGCGGUCGAGAAUGAUGAUGAUGCGGAGCACCUGGCCAAGCAGCCGAAACUAGAGGCGACUGCGUGACGACUGCUUCCAUGUCAUAAAUUUAUUGCCAAUAAUGUUUGUAAAACCCAAAA
This is a messenger RNA of Drosophila eugracilis, 1840 nucleotides long. It is a transcript of the gene Trm1, whose product is annotated as probable tRNA (guanine(26)-N(2))-dimethyltransferase. Gene Ontology annotation, biological process: tRNA N2-guanine methylation. The coding region runs from base 54 to 1787 and encodes 577 amino acids. NCBI's taxonomy places the organism in Eukaryota, Metazoa, Arthropoda, Insecta, Diptera, Drosophilidae. The transcript is spliced from 4 exons. The record is from RefSeq and is a predicted model, not a curated record. Gene Ontology annotation, cellular component: nucleus. Gene Ontology annotation, molecular function: RNA binding.